Molecule: messenger RNA, 2451 nt
Organism: Chaetomium fimeti
Lineage: Eukaryota; Fungi; Ascomycota; Sordariomycetes; Sordariales; Chaetomiaceae
Product: TIP-1 family-domain-containing protein
Exons: 3
Coding region: 112-2433 (773 amino acids)
Biological process (GO): endoplasmic reticulum to Golgi vesicle-mediated transport; retrograde vesicle-mediated transport, Golgi to endoplasmic reticulum; regulation of ER to Golgi vesicle-mediated transport
Cellular component (GO): Dsl1/NZR complex
Source: RefSeq, a predicted model, not a curated record
ACCGACUCCAACUUCGAUGAACGGACAAGUGGCAGCGGUUGAACUGGCCGCCCGCUUCGCUGUCUCCUCCUCUCCCGACGCCCGCUUCAAAUUUUAACCUCGACUUCCACCAUGGAGGACAUUCGCGUCGAGGACUACCUAGACGACAAGCUACAGUCGACGACCGACUUCGAGGACUUGGACACGUUGCUCAGCAGCGUCGAGUACCAGCGCAGCCAGCUGCAGUCCCAGCUCGAUGAUGCCAGCCGAGAACUAGACGAGGCCCGCAAGUCCUCGGAAGAUCGCAGCGCCGCCCUCGUGGCUCAGAUCGACGAGUUCCAGACCCUCCAGACGAGCAUCGAUGUCCGCCUCCAGAUCAUCGCCGAGUCCGACGCCCCCGAUGAGGCCAUCCGCCGCCUCGAGCCGCCUAUGAAGCAGCUCCACAAGGUUGACCUCGCAUACCGAUAUCUGUUGCUGCUGCAGGACGUGGAGAGUUUGCGCCAGGCUGCUCGGUCGCAUCUUCCGCAGGAUCCCAAAGCUGCGCUAGAGCCCUACACGAGGUUAAAACAGCUAUCGAUCCGGUUGAAGGAGCUCCAGCACCAGGCCGAUGGGGCCGCCGUGCACUUGGUGACCCAUGUCGACUCUGUGACAGACAAGCUGUGGGAUGAGAUGAAGAAGACCAUGUGGGAUGAGCUCGAGUCGGUGCUGGCCAAACGCGGGUGGCCGAACGUGGACCCCGACUCGGAGGUGGACGAGGACUGGCUCCAGUGCUUUGAGAAGCUCGUCGACCUGCAAGUGCCGGAGGUGCUGUACUCGCCCAGCACCGUCAGCCUGCUGCCCGUGGAGGUGAUGGCGCAGAUAUUCAUCAAGGAGUUCCGCUUCCAUUUCCUCGGCGACAAGCCGACCAGCAGUCCGCAGGUUAUCACGGCCCACUGUUUUCCAUGGUUCCUAGCUUUGAUCGAGAAGUGGGAGGACUUCCUGAGGGACAAUUUUGGCUCAGCCCUGGCCGCCAAGUUUGGCGACACCAACGUUGCACACAAGAUAGUGUACAUGGACCCUGUCUGUGCCUUCAUAACCUCCAUGCUGCCUGUCAUGAGAGAGAAGAUUGCCGUUACCAUCUCCGAGACGUCUGGGGAUACCGUAUUUCUGAGUAGCCUCCUCUCUCAACUAAUGACCUUUGACGAGAGGCUCAGCUCUGGGUUUGCCUACGACGGUGGCGAUUCCGAGGAAGAAUGGGGCGGGUUGACAUCAGAAGUACUCAGCCAGCAUUUCAGGACAUGGCUAGAGGCGGAAAAGAAGUUUGCUCUGGAGCGUUACCAGACCAUCAUGACGGCACCAGACGCAAGGAAUAUCGACUACGACUUCGCUGCCACCGGAAAGACCAAACCCACAUUUGCCGCCGUCCGAGUCACCGAUCUCCUUCGGUCCGUCACGACCCAGUAUGAGCGCGUCAAGCGCUUCUCUCAUAAGCUGCGCUUCCUCAUCGACAUUCAACUCACUAUCCUGGAUGAGUACCACGACCAGCUCAGGGGCACGCUCGAGGCGUACCUCAGCAUUACCUCAACAGUAGGUAGGGCGUUUGGUGUGACCAAGGAACAGCUGGCCGCUCUCGAAGGCACGGGUGCCCUUGAGACGCUAUGCAAAGUGUACGGCAGUGCCGACCAGAUUGUCAACACCCUCAGGGACUGGAGUAAUGAAGAGAUCUUCGUCACAUUGUGGGAGCAGCUCCAGGCACGGGUCAAGGUCACCGAGGACCAAACCAACCUCGCCGGCGGCAUGAGUUAUGACCACGUCAGGGACAAAACGUCAGCGGCCGUUGGUAAGGAAAACGGCGACGGUGGAGUCCUCUUCGACGAGACCAUCGCUGCCUACAGCCAAAGACGGAAGCGGGCCGAGGAGUUCCUCUCAGAGGCCCUCGUCGAGACGCACCGCAAGGCAUUUAAAGCCUAUCUUCACCGUCCCCAGUGGAGCACCAUUGCGGACGAUGCUUCGGUCGAUCUAGCCGUCACGGCGGAGCUAGACGAACCUUUGAGGAUCCUGAAACGCGACCUGGACUUCCUCCAGCGCGCCCUCGGAACAGCCGCCUUCCGCCGCGUCUGGCGCGAAGCGCUCGAGAACCUCAACAACACGCUAUGGGGCGAGGUCCUGAUGAGUCACAAAUUCACCGCAUCGGGGGCAGCCCAGUUCAGUCGCGAUCUGCACGCCAUCUCGGCCCUCGUCGAGCGGUUCAUCCCCGACGGCUCUAGCUCCCUCGGUAGUGUUAGUGACGCUCUUCGGCUGCUAAACCUCCCAAUGGAGGCCCCGGAAGGGGGUAUGUCACUCAAACGGGCGACAGACAUGGUGUUUACGGAUAACACAGAGGCGAAGAAGGUUUUGGACGAGCUGGAAGUCGACUCGUUGACCUCGGCCAACGCAAGACAAAUAUUGCAGCGCAGGAUAGAGACCGCGGAAUAAGCGCUGUGUAUGUAAACC